This is a messenger RNA of Arctia plantaginis, 1008 nucleotides long. The record is from the annotation of a GenBank genome assembly. Lineage: Eukaryota; Metazoa; Arthropoda; Insecta; Lepidoptera; Erebidae.
AUGGAGCAAAACAAAGAUGUUCUAAACUCACGUCAACCAGUCACCAAGAAUUACGAUUCCAAACCCCAAAACUCGAUUAACUACAACGUGAACCCCGCUAACUACACAGAAAAUAAUCACAACCUCUUCCAAAUGAUUAAAUGCCACGAAGACAGCCUCCUAAGACUACAUCACCUAACAGCUGGCAGACAAAUUAAUAGUACUUACGAACCAAGCUAUCAGAACGACUUAUCUUGGUAUUCCAAAGACUUACAACGGCCAUACAUCAAACCUGUCGAUUAUCUAGCUUACGAAGACAUGAGGAGGAAGUAUGAAGACAAAAAUUCAAAAGAAAAAGAAAUUCAAAAAGAAUCUGAGGAAGAUAGAGAUGCAAAAUUAGAUGAAAGGAAGAAACCAAGGAGAAAUAGAACUACUUUUACCAGCCAGCAACUAGCUGCCUUAGAGAAGGUGUUUGAGAAGACACAUUACCCUGACGCUUUUGUUAGAGAGGACUUGGCGGCUAGAGUAAACUUGACAGAAGCUAGAGUUCAGGUAUGGUUUCAAAACCGGCGAGCGAAAUUCCGCCGAAACGAGAGGUCAGCCAUGUCAAACCACAGAAGUUCUACGAGCCAAAGUACACCAGAGCCCAUUGCUGUCCCAAUUGGCAUUCCUCAUCAAGCAGAUCCGAGACAAGACUUCACACGAAAUUCCAAAGAACCAUGGCUGCACCACUUUCAAACGAACAAUUUAAACUUAAACCUUGGAAUUCCAAUUACGAAUACGGGUUUAUACCAGAACGAUUACUCUUUGAUGAUGCAGAAUGUUGGCAAUAGACAAUAUGUGCCAAACUCCAAUAGUUUGAUGGGGCAAAGUGUAGUUGGCUAUGGAAGCACAACUGAUAACGGAUAUGGUUCUUGUGCAUUAAUUGGUGGAUACAGUGGGUCAUUGCAAUCAGCUCAUCAUGGGUCGUAUAACCUGAAUUUGAGGUUAAGACCUCAUGAUUUUAGCAUAAAUAAUAUAGCCCUAUAA